Amaranthus tricolor (Joseph's coat) is the source of this 1429-nucleotide messenger RNA. Its product is annotated as B2 protein-like. Gene Ontology annotation, biological process: response to endoplasmic reticulum stress. Bases 160 to 1044 code for a protein of 294 amino acids. NCBI's taxonomy places the organism in Eukaryota, Viridiplantae, Streptophyta, Magnoliopsida, Caryophyllales, Amaranthaceae. The transcript has 6 exons. The record is from RefSeq and is a predicted model, not a curated record.
ACGACCAGUAACACUCUGUCACGUCUUCCGCCUUCAGCUGCGGAGAAAGAGAGAUAAAGGUUCACAGAAAUUCUCUCUCUUUCUCUAUCCUCUUCGUAUUCAUCUUCUCCCUUUUACUUUCCCAAAAUCAAGGGUUUCUCUCAUUUACCGAGUUGCAGGAUGGAUGGUAUGCACAGCUUUUGGCUGCUGGGUGAUGAACUUCGCGGGCAAUCAAGGGUGUCAGAGGAUCACAAAUGGCUGAUGGUUGCUUCAAAGCUAGCUGAGCAGACUAGAUCAAAGGGGGAGCGCAUGAAUAAUGUUGAUUUUUCAAAGGGAGCUGCUGAGAUGAGGCCAAGGGAUAGAUUCGGGUUUCAAGAAGAGAACAAAUUUGAAAGCUUCAACUUUAACAUGUUGAGCCUGGACUCUAAGGGACCGGAAAAUUUUAGCAAAAGCUCCUUUAGGAACAAUGUUUACAACAUAAAUGCUAAUGCCAUCUAUCAGAAGAGCAACACUAACAUUGUUGAAAACUUGCCUGUUAAUAAAUCUACCAUCAACAGCAACAAGGAUCCCAUUACUAAUAACAAUAACAACAAUGAAAGUGCAAGUGACAAAAGGUUCAAGACCCUGCCCGCUGCAGAGACACUUCCGAGGAAUGAGGUGCUUGGUGGAUACAUCUUUGUAUGCAACAAUGAUACCAUGCAAGAAAAUUUAAAGAGACAAUUAUUUGGUUUACCUCCAAGAUACAGGGACUCUGUUCGAGCUAUUACACCUGGUUUACCUUUGUUCUUGUACAACUACACAACACACCAGCUUCAUGGUAUAUUUGAGGCAUCUAGUUUUGGGGGUUCAAAUAUAGAUCCAACUGCAUGGGAGGAUAAGAAAUGCAAAGGUGAAUCAAGGUUUCCUGCACAGGUAAGCAUCCGCAUUAGAAAGCUUUGCAAAGCUCUGGAGGAAGAUGCUUUCAGGCCUGUCCUGCAUCACUAUGAUGGUCCAAAGUUUCGCCUUGAACUGUCCAUCUCAGAGACCCUGGAGCUGCUCGACCUGUGUGAACAGGCCGGAAUGUAAUUUGCUUUCAGUACAAUCUGUUUGUAGAUUAUACCAGCAUAUUGUAGACUUCACCUUGUAUCUGUAAUAUGGUGAGCCAAAUUUUCCGUGAAGCGCAAGCUUGGAAGAUGAGUUCUGGCUUGGGUUUGUAUGUGUAGAAGGGUUUAGGGAAGGUGUUCUAGUAAAAAUAAAUGUGUUUUUAAGCUGUGUGCGCGAGUAUAAAAUAUUGUAGGUUGUUAUGUUACAGAAGAGUGAUUCUAUCUUGUAUCUUCUUUGUCUAAAGGGGAAAAGUGUUUCUGUGUUGUACGGUGUUAUGUUUUUUAUGCUGUAUGCGCGUAUAUUCACUAUUUAUGUAUCUGUAUUUUGUGACUACUCUAUAUAUACUUGAUCUAUUAUUUUGUACUAA